AUCAUUCACUUCACUUGUCAUCACGUGCCACAUUCUUAUUCAAUAGGAAUGUCAGAAAUAUAAACCAAAGUGAUGUUAUAUAUCAAAUUAGAUUUAUUUUACAAAAUUUGAAAUAUACGUACACUGCUAAUGUAUUAUUGAGGUAGUAUAUAUAUUAGCAUACGAUUCUCAUAAAAUAAUUUCAUGAUAUUUAUAAAAUCUAAUUGAAUAGUGACAUCCAUUACAAUGAACGUGGUGGAUAAACAGGUUAAUGAAGUUCCUACAAUGGAAGCUACUGUAGGAAAUAGUGACAGUACAGGUACAACUGAAAAUACUGUCGCUCCUCAACAUGUUCCUACGAAAUUCGAAUCGUUUAUUGCAGUUGUUAAAUCACUCAUAAUAAGGGCAAUAAUAAUGUAUUUCAUAUUUUCAUUUUUCAAAGCUCCCCAACCGCAGAAAAAUAAUAAUAAUAAUAAUGUUUCAAAUGUACCACCAACUGCAGCCAAAAAUAUAUUUCAAGAUGGUACAAUGAUGAAUUUAUAUGUAUAUUUAUCAGAAAAUGAAUUUUUGAAUAAUUAUAAUUCUUCCAAUUUAUUUUGGUUAAAAGAGGGGUUGAAAUACGGGGACUGGACAUCAGGGGAAAAUAACGACGGUACAUAUAGUAUCGAAAAAAUCGUUCCGAUUACCGCCAAUAUGAAAAAUAAUGGUUCCCUAUUUUUACAUGCGUUUAUAGUGAAAAGCGGCUUAAGUCCCGAUCCAACUGCGAGUAAUUAUGCGAAAAAUCAAAUGUCUUCUGUCGUUAAACAAUUAAAUAAAUUCAAAAAACUCAAAUCGACGGGUACGAAAAAUCUUUUAACCGGCGAAACGAAAUCUUUAGAAGUCGAAGAGGGAAAAAUAGUGUCGCAUUGGCAUCCUAAUUUCACUUUAAAUCUAAUAACCGAUCAAACGAUGUGGAAUUACGGGAGUGUCCCCGCCCCUCUCGAUCAAUACAUCAAAUUCACUGAUGAUGGUCGACAAUAUAAACCGGUUUUAUUCGCGAACGAUUUUUGGAACAUGGCACGGGAUUACAAACCUCUGAAUGAAUCGUAUACGCUCAGAUUAACGAUUCAACCAUUGAGUUUAUUCAAAUGGCAACUUUACGCUGCCCAACACGUGAGGCAAUCUUGGAACGUUUGGGGUGACGGCGAACACGCGCAAACCGACGAAGAACAAGAUACUCUCAAAGAAACUCUCAUGGAAACCAAUCCUUAUCUCCUAGGUAUCACUAUAAUCGUUUCUAUAGUUCAUUCCGUGUUUGAAUUAUUGGCUUUCAAAAACGACAUUCAAUUUUGGAAUAAUAGAAAUUCCCUCGAAGGUUUAUCAGUUAGAUCAGUAUUUUUCGGCGUGUUUCAAUCAUUGGUCGUUCUAUUGUACGUAUUAGAUAACGAAACUAAUACUUUAAUAAGAAUUUCGUGUUUGGUUGGUUUGGGUAUAGAAUUUUGGAAAAUAUGGAAAGUCGUCGAUAUUAAAUUCGAAAACGGCAAGUUAACGUUCAAAGAUAAAAGUUCUUACGUCGAAUCUAGUACGAAAGUAUACGAUAAAUUGGCGUUUAAAUAUCUAUCGUGGGUGUGUUUUCCGCUUUUCGCCGGUUACAGCGUAUACGCGUUGAUUUAUCUCGAACAUAAGGGUUGGUAUUCCUUCGUGUUAGAUCUACUAUACGGAUACUUAUUAACUUUCGGUUUUAUCAUGAUGACUCCGCAAUUGUUUAUCAAUUAUAAAUUGAAAUCGGUGGCGCAUUUACCGUGGAGAAUGUUGACAUAUAAAUUUUUGAAUACUUUUAUCGAUGAUAUGUUUGCUUUUGUAAUCAAAAUGCCGAUUAUGUACCGAAUAGGGUGUUUUAGGGAUGAUAUCGUAUUUUUGAUAUAUUUGUAUCAAAGGUAUAUAUACCCUGUUGAUAAAACGCGUGUUAACGAAUUCGGUUACACCGCGGAAACGGCCGAAAAAAUCGAAGCUAAAGAUACGAACGUUAUAGAAGAGAAAAAAACUCAGUAGUUUGUAUUUCAAUUUGUCUUGCUUGUAAUAUUAUCUUUAUCACGUUUUUUUCUAUUAUCCACAAUUUUAGUGGCAAAAUAAUUGGAAAGAAUUUAUAUUUAUUCUAUUUUAUUUGUAAAUUAUAUAAAUAAAUUUUUUUUCUGUUC
This is a messenger RNA of Diorhabda sublineata, 2156 nucleotides long. RefSeq names its product putative lipid scramblase CLPTM1. Gene Ontology annotation, cellular component: endomembrane system; membrane. The record is from RefSeq and is a predicted model, not a curated record. The transcript is spliced from 2 exons. The coding region runs from base 226 to 2010 and encodes 594 amino acids. Lineage: Eukaryota; Metazoa; Arthropoda; Insecta; Coleoptera; Chrysomelidae.